Molecule: messenger RNA, 1335 nt
Organism: Chrysochloris asiatica (Cape golden mole)
Lineage: Eukaryota; Metazoa; Chordata; Mammalia; Afrosoricida; Chrysochloridae
Gene: TPH1
Product: tryptophan hydroxylase 1
Exons: 10
Coding region: 1-1335 (444 amino acids)
Biological process (GO): serotonin biosynthetic process; aromatic amino acid metabolic process
Cellular component (GO): neuron projection
Molecular function (GO): tryptophan 5-monooxygenase activity; iron ion binding
Source: RefSeq, a predicted model, not a curated record
AUGAUUGAAGACAAUAAGGAUAACAGAGAACAUGCUCUAGAAAGGAGCAGAGCAACUCUUAUUUUUUCCUUAAAGAAUGAGGUUGGAGGACUUCUAAAAGCACUGAAAAUCUUUCAGGAGAAGCAUGUGAACCUGUUACAUAUUGAGUCGCGAAAAUCAAAGAGAAGAAACUCGGAAUUUGAGAUUUUUGUUGAUUGUGAUAUCAACAGAGAACAACUGAAUGACAUUUUUCAUCUGUUGAAGUCUCAUACUAACGUUCUCUCCGUGAAUCCAUCAGAUGAUUUGACUAUGAAGACCAAUGGUCUGGAAACUGUCCCUUGGUUUCCAAAGAAGAUUUCUGACCUGGACAGUUGUGCCAACAGAGUUUUGAUGUAUGGAUCUGAACUGGAUGCGGACCAUCCUGGCUUCAAAGACAAUGUCUACCGUAAAAGACGGAAGUAUUUUGCAGACUUGGCUAUGAACUACAAACAUGGGGACCCGAUUCCCAAAAUUGAAUACACUGAAGAGGAGAUUAAGACUUGGGGAACUGUGUUCCAGGAGCUCAACAAACUCUACCCAACGCAUGCUUGCAGAGAAUACCUCAAAAACUUACCUUUGCUCUCUAAAUAUUGUGGAUAUCGGGAAGAUAAUAUUCCACAAUUGGAAGAUGUCUCGAACUUUUUAAAAGAGCACACGGGAUUCUCCAUCCGUCCUGUGGCUGGCUACCUAUCACCACGGGAUUUCCUGUCAGGUUUAGCCUUUCGAGUUUUUCACUGUACUCAGUACGUGAGACACAGUUCAGAUCCCCUCUAUACACCAGAGCCAGAUACCUGCCAUGAACUCUUGGGCCAUGUUCCACUAUUGGCUGAACCUAGUUUUGCCCAGUUCUCCCAAGAAAUUGGCCUGGCAUCCCUUGGUGCUUCAGAGGAGGCUGUUCAAAAACUGGCAACGUGCUACUUCUUCACUGUGGAGUUUGGUCUGUGCAAACAAGAUGGGCAGCUCAGAGUCUUUGGUGCUGGCUUGCUUUCUUCUGUCAGUGAACUCAAACAUGCACUUUCUGGACAUGCCAAGAUAAAGUCCUUUGAUCCCAAUAUUACCUGCAAACAGGAAUGUCUCAUCACAACUUUCCAGGACGUCUACUUUGUAUCAGAAAGCUUUGAAGAUGCAAAGGAGAAGAUGAGAGAGUUUACCAAAACAAUUAAGCGUCCGUUUGAAGUGAAGUACAAUCCAUACACACGGAGUAUUCAGAUCUUGAAAGAUAUCAAGAGCAUAACCAGCGCUAUGAAUGAGCUGCAACAUGAUUUUAAUAUUGUCAGUGACUCCCUUGCUAAGAUCAGCAGGCAGCCAAGUAUCUGA